AGCAGUAAGAGUUGAAAAGCCUCCCCUGCUCAGAUGUUAUGACUUCAUUGUUUUGCUGUGGGAGAAGAGGCUCCACGCUCCCCUGUUGCUCCCGGAGCUCAGCCCAGCCCAGCCGUUGCGUUGCUUUCCUGUUCCGAAGAGGAAGUGAGAAAUUCCCUCCACAUGUGCUCUGGCACUUGGAUACUCAGGUUUCACUCCCGAUCCAGGAGCUGCCUGUAAUGAGCUCUCAGUGGGGCUCGGAGAGGAGCUUCCAGCUGUGCCAAGAGUUGUUUCAUUUUGUGCCAAAGGAGGAGGUGGAGAAGAAAUCCUGCAAAAAGCUAAGAUGUUGAUGGUGCAAAAAUUGGUCUAAGGGUAUCAUAACUGGGAAAAGCAAAAGAAAAGCAGAAGCAGAGGAAGGCACAAGGAAACAGGAUGGGAAACUUUUGCCAGAAGCACUGUGCCUGUUUGGAGCCCUACAUCCCGUGCUUAUUCUCGGGGAGAGAUGGUGAGCAGGAUGAGAAAGUCGGCCAAGUCUUCGCCAACCUUGCUGUGGUAAGGCAUGACUUCCAAACAGGACAGAAAGACAGAGACAGUAAGAUAAAAGAGAAACCUUUACCUCCACUGCCUGGCCAGCAUCUGGUGAAUAUUUGCAGAUUUGUGGCACUCUUCGACUACGAGGCUCGCACUGAGGAGGACUUGAGCUUCCGAGCCGGGGAUAAGCUUGAAGUGCUGAAUGCGUCCCACGAGGGCUGGUGGUACGCUAGGCUCCUCCUGCCAACAGGGUCAGUCUGUCCUGGCCGCAAGCUCCAGGGCUACAUCCCCGCCAACUACAUAGCUGCUGACCAGAGCAUCGAAGCUGAGCCAUGGUUUUUUGGCCCAACCAAACGAGCAGAUGCCGAGAGACAACUGUCAUACCCUGGAAACCAGGCAGGAGCCUUCCUAAUUCGAGAAAGCGAAAGUCUAAAAGGCGAAUACUCACUUUCAGUUUUUGAUGGUGUAUCUGUGAAGCACUACAGGAUCAGAAAGUUGGAUGAAGGAGGCUUUUUCCUAAGCAGAAGGAAAACUUUCAAAACUCUGAAUGAGUUUGUUGACUAUUACAGUAAGAACAGUGAUGGCCUCUGCGUGGUGCUCGGAAAGCCAUGCCUAAAGGUACAAAUUCCUACUACUUUUGAUUUGUCAUAUAAAACUGUCGAUCAGUGGGAAAUAAACCGACAAUCUCUGAAAUUGUUGAAAAAAUUAGGAUCUGGUCAGUUUGGUGAGGUAUGGGAAGGACUGUGGAAUAAUACCACCCCCGUGGCAAUCAAAACAUUAAAACCAGGUUCAAUGGAUCCAAAGGACUUUCUGAGGGAAGCACAAAUAAUGAAGAACUUGAGACAUCCAAAGCUUAUACAGCUUUAUGCUGUCUGUACUUUGGAGGACCCAAUUUAUAUUAUUACUGAGCUGAUGCGAUAUGGAAGUCUUCUAGAAUACCUUCAAAAAGAUGCAGGCUCACAAAUCUUCCUGCCACAUCAAGUAGACAUGGCUGCUCAGGUGGCUUCCGGGAUGGCUUACCUUGAAUCUCAGAACUAUAUUCAUCGGGAUCUGGCAGCCAGGAAUGUUCUUGUUGGUGAACACGGUGUUUACAAAGUGGCAGACUUUGGACUUGCAAGAGUUUUUAAGGUAGAAAAUGAAAACGUAUAUGAAGCUAGGCCUGAAACAAAACUCCCAGUGAAAUGGACAGCCCCGGAGGCAAUCCGCUACAACAAAUUCAGCGUUAAGUCAGAUGUCUGGUCAUUUGGAAUACUUCUGUUUGAAAUAAUCACCUAUGGGAAGAUGCCUUAUGCUGGUAUGCCAGGACACCAGGUGAUCCAGUUGCUGGACACGGGGUACAGACUUCCUCAGCCGGAGACCUGCCCGGCGCCGUUCUACCAGCUGAUGCUGCAGUGCUGGAGCGCGGAGGCGGGCGGGCGGCCCACCUUCAAGGCCCUCUGCGGGCAGCUGGAGUGCUACUUCGAGACCAACUCCUCUUCCUACGCCCACGCCCAGGCCGUGGUGAAAUGAACCCCCGGCGGGGGCUGAGGGACAGACGCCAGCGAACACGGCUGAAGCGGGGGGGCUGUGAAAUGAGUCUAACCUCAGACGUGGAGGUUAUUAAGGGAUGCUGAGGAAUUGUGGUACGUUUUCAUGCCCGCGCUGAUCCUCAAAGGCACUUAAAAUUUUUGCUGCUGGCAAGUGUUUUGCAAGACUAAGCAUCAGGAAGCUGGAAUGGUGGGGGCUUCUGAAAAAUAAAAGGUCAUCUAUUUAUUUUUUAAAUAACAUCGCAAGGAUGAACAAAUGAAAUGAGUGUUGUUCAGUAACUAUUGUAGCAUUUUGUAAUUUCUUUAUUGGAAUAAUUAUUUGCUGUUCCUUAGAUUUUUGAUUCCUACCAGGUUGUUCUCAUGAAGGAAUGUGAUGGCUCUGCACAGCAGGAUCUGUGCUUCCAGAGUCCUC
Messenger RNA from Aptenodytes forsteri (emperor penguin), 2448 nucleotides. RefSeq names its product fyn related Src family tyrosine kinase (gene FRK). NCBI's taxonomy places the organism in Eukaryota, Metazoa, Chordata, Aves, Sphenisciformes, Spheniscidae. Gene Ontology annotation, molecular function: signaling receptor binding; ATP binding; non-membrane spanning protein tyrosine kinase activity. The transcript has 8 exons. The coding region runs from base 412 to 2019 and encodes 535 amino acids. Gene Ontology annotation, cellular component: extrinsic component of cytoplasmic side of plasma membrane. The record is from RefSeq and is a predicted model, not a curated record. Gene Ontology annotation, biological process: protein phosphorylation; innate immune response; cell differentiation.